Pelecanus crispus (Dalmatian pelican) is the source of this 1667-nucleotide messenger RNA. The record is from RefSeq and is a predicted model, not a curated record. NCBI's taxonomy places the organism in Eukaryota, Metazoa, Chordata, Aves, Pelecaniformes, Pelecanidae.
UUUGACUGCGGAGCUAAGAACCCUAGCUGGGCAAGCAUAACAUAUGGAGUUUUUCUCUGUAUUGAUUGUUCAGGGACCCAUCGAUCGCUUGGUGUUCAUUUGAGUUUCAUUCGAUCUACAGAACUGGAUUCCAAUUGGUCUUGGUUUCAGCUGAGAUGCAUGCAAGUUGGAGGAAAUGCAAAUGCUUCUGCUUUUUUCCAUCAACAUGGAUGCACAACAAAUGAUACUAAUGCAAAGUAUAACAGUCGUGGUGCUCAGCUUUACAAGGAAAAGAUUAAAUCUCUUGCAACGCAAGCAACAAGAAAGCAUGGUACUGAUCUGUGGACAGAUGGAUGUGGAAUGCCACCUGUGUCACCUCAAAACAAAGAGGAAGACUUUUUUGCAUCCCAUGUGGCUCCCAAGGCAAAGAAUACAGAGUGGGUGUUAUCAGAGCCAGAGCCAGUUUCUUUACAGCAGAAAACUUCAGAAAAUAUUCCAGAAUGCUGUGAAGGACCAGAACAUGGACCAAGUGUUGAUUGCCUUAGUACAUCACCAAAAGCUGCACUAGAGAAUACCACCUUAAUAAAAAAGAAGCCAAAUCAAGCUAAGAAGGGGCUCGGUGCCAAAAAAGGUGGUUUGGGGGCACAAAAAGUGAGCAGCCAAAGCUUUAAUGAGAUUGAAAAACAAGCACAAGCUGUAGAUAAAAUGAAGGAACAAGAGGAUCUUCAUAGCAGUAAGAAAACUGAGAAGGAAGAGCCACUCGUAUCAUCUUUACGGUUGGCCUACAGAGAUCUUGAUAUUAAAACAAAAGAAGAAAAGUUAAAUCUAUCUGGUAAGAAGAAAAAUGAAUUAGAGAGACUUGGCAUGGGGUUUAGCAGCAACAGAAGUGGCAUUUCUCACUCAGUCACCUCAGAUAUGCAAACAAUAGAGCAGGAAACACCUGCAGUUGCAAAGCCGAAGAAAAAGUACACUGAUGAUGUAGAAGACUCAUAUUUCUCCUCUAGUUCAAGGUACUAUGAUUCUUCAGAUUUGAGGAGCAGCACUUUCUCUAAAUGGGAUGACAACACAGAUUCUUUUUGGAAGAAAGAAAAUAACAGUAGAGAUGUUGAGGCAAUGUUAACUUCAAAAAGUACAGGAUUUUCAGACAGGCCUACAUCUCGUCGUAAACCUGAAUAUGAACCAUCUUUAAACACAGAUGAGGCACAAAAAAAAUUUGGCAAUAUAAAAGCAAUUUCAUCAGACAUGUAUUUUGGAAGGCAAGAUCAUGCUGAUUAUGAAGCAAGGGCUCGACUAGAAAGAUUUUCUGGAAGCUCCUCUAUAAGUUCAGCUGACUUGUUUGAAGAUCAGAAAAAACAACCAGCAGGAAGCUACAAUAUUACGAAUGUCUUGCCUUCAGCUCCUGAUAUAGCUCAGUUUAAACAAGGAGUGAAAUCAGUGGCUGGAAAACUUUCUGUACUUGCUAGUGGGGUCAUGACAUCUAUACAGGAUCGAUAUGGUUCAUAACAUCUUUUGUAUCGGCAUAAUUAAGUACACUAAAGAAGGAUUUCUCUUCAGCUAUACAAGUAAUCACACUGCUGAUUCGAAUGACAGUUGCCUUAAGACUGUUGAUGUUUUUACUUGUUCCAGCAUAUUUGUUUCCUUGUGCAGCUUUCUGGCUCAGCCUCUUCUUACUGCUAUUUCAUCUUUAC